AUGACUUCCAGCAGCGACGCCGCCGGCCGCCAGAACGGCGUGGUGGCAAACGGCACGGCCAAGGCGACGACCAACGGCGCGCCUCGCACAAAGAUCUGCGUCUACUGCGGCGCCAGCGCGGGAGGCUCUCCGGCGCACAUGGAGAUGGCGCGCCAGCUCGCCCGGGUCAUGGCCGCCAACAACAUCGAUCUCGUAUACGGCGGCGGCACCGUCGGCCUCAUGGGCGAGGUCGCCAAGACGCUCUGCGAGCUCAACGGCCCCGACGCCGUCCACGGCAUCAUCCCCGAGGCGCUCGUCAAGUACGAGCGCGACGGCACCUACCAGACGGUCAACAAGGACAACCAGGUCGUGCCCGACCAGGCCAAGUACGGCCGCACCACCGUCGUCAAGGACAUGCACACGCGCAAGAAGCUCAUGGCCGAGGAGGUCUUCUCCGGCGGGCCCGGGUCCGGCUUCGUCGCCCUGAGCGGCGGCUACGGCACCAUGGAGGAGAUCUUCGAGGCCAUCACCUGGAGCCAGCUCGGCAUCCACACCAAGGGCAUCUGCCUCCUCAACGUCGACGGCUACUGGGACGGCAUCGUUCAGUGGCUCGACAAGGCCGUCGAGCAGGGCUUCGUCAAGCAGGCCAACAAGGACAUUGUCGUCACCGCCACGUCCGCCGAGGAUGCCGUCAAGGCACUGCGGAACUACAAGGUCUCUGAGGCGACGUUCAAGCUCCAGUGGGGCAACCAGUAA
Molecule: messenger RNA, 735 nt
Organism: Purpureocillium lilacinum
Lineage: Eukaryota; Fungi; Ascomycota; Sordariomycetes; Hypocreales; Ophiocordycipitaceae
Biological process (GO): cytokinin biosynthetic process
Cellular component (GO): cytosol
Molecular function (GO): hydrolase activity, hydrolyzing N-glycosyl compounds
Source: RefSeq, a predicted model, not a curated record